Messenger RNA from Esox lucius (northern pike), 1648 nucleotides. It is a transcript of the gene mettl8, whose product is annotated as methyltransferase like 8. NCBI's taxonomy places the organism in Eukaryota, Metazoa, Chordata, Actinopteri, Esociformes, Esocidae. The transcript has 10 exons. Gene Ontology annotation, molecular function: tRNA (cytidine-N3)-methyltransferase activity. The record is from RefSeq and is a predicted model, not a curated record. Bases 100 to 1272 code for a protein of 390 amino acids.
UGACUAUAUAAUUGCCUAACGUUAUUUGGAAGGUGUUAUUAACCAGCACAAGCUUGUGUUUCGAAAAUGCACUGCAAAAUGCUUCUGUCCAUAGGCUAAAUGAAAGUAUUAAGAUGCCUCUCCCUUGCCCCAGUGGCUAUGGGAUGGGGAAGAGUUUUUUGCAGACUAAACAGCAGAGGGGGUCGGCCCCCUACUCCUUUGGGAGCAAGAAUUCUGACCAACCCUGAGGACAUCUUCCAACAUAACAUGUGGGACCAUGUACAGUGGACAGAGGAAGCGAAAGAAGAAGCCAGACAAAAGACAAACGAGAAUUCCAGUUCACGUAUUCCAUCAGAAGAGCAAGGCAAAUAUGACACCGAUGCCUGUAAAUAUUGGGACAGCUUUUAUGAGAGGCACCAGGACAGGUUCUUUAAAGAUCGCAAGUGGCUGUUCCUGGAGUUUCCUGAGCUUCUUCCAUCAGGACCAGGGGGCAGAGCUACUGAGGAGAGAGAGUGUGGGCCGCAGACCCCAUGUCCAGAGCCUGGUGGGUUUGGCAAGGACCGAAAGAUGGGGCAGCAGGCACCCAGUCACCAGCCCAUAGACCCACUGACUAUUGAAGGCCAGCAGUCCUGCUACAGAGAUUGGAAGGACCCUGUAGAGGCUGCACGUCAGAUCAGCUCUUUCCCAGGAGAACAUGCACCUUUCAGGAUCUUAGAGGUUGGAUGUGGGGCUGGUAACAGUGUUUUUCCUAUUGUCAACUCUAUUAAACACACUGGAGCAUUUGUUUACUGCUGUGACUUUUCAUCUCGUGCUGUUCAGCUGGUGAAGGACCACCCAGACUACGACCAGUCUCUGUGUCACGCCUUUGUCCAGGACAUCUGUGACGAGGUGGCAUCUUUUCCCUUCCCUCCACUCAGCCUGGACGUUAUUCUGCUGGUCUUUGUGCUCUCCUCCAUUCAUCCUGAGCGAGUCCAAGGAGUUGUGAACCGUUUGUCUGAAUUUCUGAAACCCGGAGGAAUAUUCCUCUUUCGGGAUCAUGGCAGAUAUGACUUAUCACAAUUGCGGUUUAAAAAAGGUCGUUGCUUGUCAGAUAAUUUCUACACAAGGGGAGAUGGGACUUGUGUUUAUUUCUUCACCAAAGAUGAAGUUCACAGUUUAUUUUCCAAUGCUGGUUUGGAAGAAAUUCAAAAUCUGGAGGAUAGACGAAUACAGGUGAACCGAGCCAAGAAAAUUGUCAUGUACAGAGUAUGGAUGCAAAGCAAGUACAGAAAAACAUUACCAGCACCGUCGUAGUUGGCCACCACAGUCUCUGCCCAGACAAACAGGUUGCCCCGGGUUGGCUUUGCCCAGGUCUUUCCAAAUCAGAGGUCAGUGGCAGGCCAUACACAUGACCCAGUUUAGUGAGAUGUGUCAGAUUACCUGUGAAGUACUUCUGGGAUCGUCUGCUGCCGGGCUGAGAAAGUGGUAGACGCAGAUGGAGUAUCUUUUGGUUGGUGGGUGCUUACUAUGGCUCCACAUAUCCUAUGUAUGUAAAUAAGAAAUGCUUCUUUUGAAAUCUGUCUUCCUUGAGUAUAUACAUAAAUCUAUUGUUAUCCCAUUGAUUGAAAUUUAAUAUGAAUACUGUCAUACUUCCUAAGAAAUCUAACAGUAAUAAAAGUUGCACAUUCUA